Molecule: messenger RNA, 309 nt
Organism: Symbiodinium pilosum
Lineage: Eukaryota; Dinophyceae; Suessiales; Symbiodiniaceae
Source: the annotation of a GenBank genome assembly
GAACCAUGCGGACCGCGUUCCACGGCUCAUUGUCCGAGACAUCACCUCGGAGAGCCGUUUCUGGCCCACACUUUCUGAAGGCAGCACAGCGCCGCCGAAGCGGCCCGUUUGGGGCGAUGGGCAAGCCUGGAGGGUGGAGCUAAGCUCUCGCAACGAGAGCAUCGUGCAGAACGACGGCUACGAGGUCAUCUUGACGAAUCCCACUGCGGAGAGCAUAGACUUCAGGGUGAUCUUUCACAUCGCAGUGCCCAAGAAGAUCACAGGCGUGGCUGCUGCGCUGCAGAAUCGGACCACGGAGCAGCCCUCAGG